Molecule: messenger RNA, 444 nt
Organism: Exophiala aquamarina CBS 119918
Lineage: Eukaryota; Fungi; Ascomycota; Eurotiomycetes; Chaetothyriales; Herpotrichiellaceae
Exons: 1
Coding region: 1-444 (147 amino acids)
Source: RefSeq, a predicted model, not a curated record
AUGUCCAGCUCUUCACAAGCAGCAGCUACAACAUCACCUCCACAAGAUGCCGCGGCAUCAUCAGCUCAGCGCACCGAGGAAGCGAGAGCAGCGUUCACAGCCUCGUUGAACGCUGUGGGUUCUACCAUUGAUGCAGAGUUGCAAGCGCGAGCGAAGAACAUACAUGCCAACUCCAAGGCGCUAACAAAACAGGAAGAGGAGUUACGCAAGCAGACCAAAGCUUUGUCGAAGGAGAAUGACUCCCUGCAGAAAUUGGUUGACAAGGCGAAUAAGGAAUUUCAGAGCCUUGGAGAUUUGGAUGCUUUAAUGGCAGACCUCGAUGCUGACCUUGCCAUGAUUGAAGACACAAUUCGAUUUGCUGAAGAGAGUGACAAGGAGGAAGAGGAAAGGGAUGAGCGAAAUCAAGCCCCUAUCUCUUCCGAUAGUACAACUCAAGGGAGAUGA